GGUAAGCUUCUGGUCCAUUCAGUGGGAGAGGGAAUCCCUCAACUUCACCAAGGAUACCAAACACAACAUCUAGUCAAAUAUGGGCAUGUACGUCAGCGGAACUCCGAGGCGGGACUUCGUAGCUAGAAAAUGCCUUGCUUAUACUCGCGGCUUCAUUCAUGAGUACAAGAUCUACUACGCUGCACCGUGAAAAACCGGCCGGCGUCCACCACAGGCUUUCCGUUAAAGGACAGUACAUGGAUCUAUAAUCGCUUUUUUUUAAUGAAGAGCGGAUAAGUUAGAGCACAACAAGGAUUUUACAAACAAACAAAUCAACGUAAAGCAGAAGGAGUUCUUCAAAAUUUUUAACUGGAGCGAUUUCUCCGUCAACGCGGGGAGUUGGAUUAAGUUUCUUCAUGCAACUGUUUUGGAAAGAAACCAAGACCAUCUCACCGGGAAACAACAAGAAGAUUAACGUACCCCUCCCUUAGUAACCUUCUUGCUGCCCUGACGCUGCAGGUGACACCGUGCGCUCUCUGGUUACCGCAGGUGCCGCCUUCUCUUUCAGUCCCUCCGGGGAGAUGUACCAAGGGUUCCCCGGCGAACCCGACAGCGGAUCCCGUGGAAGCCCGUCUCCGUCCAUAGAGUCCCAGUACCUAUCCUCCGUGGACUCCUUCGGGAGCCCGCCCACCACUAGUGCUCCGCAGGAGUGUGUGUCAGCAGGCACUGGCUUGAGCAUUGUGGGCAGCGGGCCAGGGAGCAUUGUCGGAAGUGAGAUGCCCAGUUCAUUUGUGCCCACCGUCACCGCCAUAACUACCAGUCAGGACCUGCAGUGGAUGGUGCAGCCGACCCUCAUUUCCUCCCAGGCCUCUGGGCAAAGUAGCUCCACUGGCUCCGCAACCAUGACCCAGCCGGUGUCACUGGUGGACCCCUACGACAUGCCAGGGCCCAGCUACUCCUCGGGGUCCUGUUUCACCCCUCCCAGUUCAGAAACUCCAGUGCCGGCGCCGGGCCCCAUCCGGCAGUCCAGGCCCCGCAGUCGCCGUGCACGAGACGAGUCUGUGAGUGACGAUGGCCAUGUUGGUGUGUUAUUAACACCUGAGGAGGAGGAAAAGAGGCGCGUUCGCCGAGAGAGAAACAAGCUGGCUGCUGCCAAAUGCAGAAACCGCAGACGGGAACUGACAGACAGACUGCAGUCGGAGACUGACAUACUCGAGGAGGAGAAGGCGGAGCUGGAGGCUGAGAUCUCAGAGCUGCAGAAGGAGAAAGAGCGUCUGGAGUUUGUACUGGUGGCCCACCAGCCAAACUGCAAGAUUUCAUACCAGGAGCAGGCUCAACAGGCUUCAGCAGCACUCCCUCAACUGCAGUCCCAGCUCACUCCUCAGAGCAUGCAACCUCCCAUCUCCAUUGUGGGUUUGACAGUGAAUGAGGACUCUUUCUAUCUCCCUCCUGCUUACACGGCCCACCCGACUCCCACACAGCCCCAGCCUCCGGUGCAGCAGCAGCAAGUCCAGCAGCAGCAGCCCCAAGCAGGGAUGAUGCAGGAGGUAGAGUUUUCUAGUUCUUUCUACGGCUCAGCUGAGCCAGCACCUGGUGGGCCAUGCCUUAUGGCCAGUGACAGUGGUGGUGGUGUUAACCAUGACGAUGCGGCCAUUGGCAGUUACAACACCUCAUACACAUCUUCAUUUGUGUUCACCUACCCAGAGGGAGCCUGCGGGGUCAGUGCCAACCAGCGGAACAGCAGUAGCGAGCAGUCAUCUGAUUCCCUGAACUCGCCCUCGCUGCUGGCGCUCUGACUGACAGACAGACACAUGCAUGCAUAGAUUUUCACUUGCAUCCCAUGCUCACUGGAUGCAGAGGCUGACACGAGUGCACACACAGUACCAAUCAGUCUCCCAGAUUGAGGAUAAACAAUGUGCCUAUCAUUUGAACCUGAUUGGGUGGCAGUUUACUUCACCAGAAAUACAUUCCUAUCAAAACCCAUAGAAAAAAAACACAUGCGACCGAACCUUUACCAUUGAGCUACAACAAAGAAUACAUUCUUGUUUUGUAUUAGUCUAACAUUUGUAACAGGGCAUGAUUAAAAAGUUAAACAAGUUUGUUACAAAAGUCUGCAGAGCCUUGGAAGAGUAUUCAAACCCCUUUAACCUUUCCACAUUUUGUCACAUUAAACCACAAACCUUAAUGUGUUUUUAUUGGGAUUUUAUGUGACAGGACGUCGCCAAUAAUUGCUAAGUGCAAGGAAAAGGAUUUGUGGUUUUCAACAUUUCUUACAAAUCAAGAUAUAAGAAGGGGUGUGCAUUUAUAUUUAGCACCCCUGAGACAACCCAUUGGUGGUGAUGCUGUUGUAUUUUAGGGUAUGUCUCUGACAGCUUUAUGCAUGUAGAUACUAUAAUUUUUGUCCAGUCUACGUUUCAUAAUAGCUUGAGCUCAGUCAGAUGGACAGCUUCUGUAAGCUCUGGCUGGAUGUUUAGAAUUACUGACCCGAAGGUGAACCUCCACCCCAAUCUCAAGGCGUUUUGCAGCCUCGGAGAUGCUUUCCUUCAGGGUCUCUAUGUAUUUAGCCCCAUCCAUUUUUCUAUCAACUCUGACUAGUUUCUGCCACCCUAAAGAUAAACAUCCCCACAGCAUGAUGCUGCCACCACCAUGUUUUCUAGUUGGAGGUAGAGUUCAGAGUGUCAGAUUUUACCACAUGUUGGCCAAAAAGUUCAGUUUUGGUCUCAUCUGAACUGAGAACCUGCGUUAAUGCGUUUGCUGUGCCCUCUACAUGGCUUAUGGAAAACUGCCAAGGUGUCUUCUUAUAGCUUUCUUUCAACAAUUCAACAAUCUUGCUAUUGUUCUAUAAAAGCCAGAUUUCUGGGGGUCACAACUAAUGGAUAUUCUGUAAACAGAUUCUCCCACCUGAGCUGUGGAUCUCUGCAACUCCCCCAGAGUUAUCAUGGGCCUCUUGGCUGCCUUUGGUUGUAAAGUGACAAAGUGUUAAAGGGUUAAAGCAGUACAAAAACUUUUGUAAGGGGCUGUGUUACCAAUCUGAAGUGUUCUGAAUUGAAGAAUUGAUUCACAAUGAAUUUCUUUAUUAAAAUACUCUCAUUGAGUAAAAUACAUGUCAAUGCUGCACCCCAACACGCACCAGUGCCCCUACCUUGUUCCCUCUGUCGGUUGUUCUUCUGCUAGUGCUCUUGCUUUCAUUGUUUUCCAUUAUCUAUUUUUUUCUUGUCUUCCCUUUUGUUGAAUGUAUUUGUGCAGAUCUGAAAUAAGGGACCAAGGACAAUAUGUUCGGGGUCUUUUCUUGUGAAAGACAGACCGCUCGCUCACCCGUAACCCUUCAUCUGCUCUGCUGCUCUAUAUGCUUCUUCAUUUGUUGCUUGGACUUGGCAAGUUGAGGAUCUGAGUAUCACAACCUUCUCUAAAUCUUGUGCUUUCUGUAAAAAAAAUAAAAGUAAAAAAAUCCUUCCACCGUCUGCCUACCUGCCAUGCGACCCAUCUCUACCCAUCUCUGUUUUUUUCUCCUAUUCUGUCUCGUUUAUUUCUCCCUCUCUCUUUGAAGUCUUCAACUACUGAGAGCCCGGAGAACCCCUCCAGCCCCUGGGACCUUGAGUGAAAAAGCCGGCGCAAAUAACAUUCCCCAUUUUUGCACUCCUGUCUUUCAAGGAUCUGGACGUCCAAACAGAAGAACCUCUCCUUGGAGCUCAUUGCUUAGAUUCCUGUACAAUUUGGAACAGCAGCUAUUUAACACGCACACGGAUCCAUAAAGGGCAACAUGAAAUGCCACUGUCUUCUGCUGAGCCAUUUUUCAUAUUUUUCACACAAUGAAGAUUAGAUACAUCUGCUGUGCUGGAGUGUUAAAAGCAAAUAGAAACUGAGGAACUGAGUGGAGGCAAUGAGGACAGAUGCUUACAGAGGGAAUCUUGUCAUCCGUUUUGGGUCUUAAUACAAUUAAGCAAAGAAAAAGAAAGACAAAAAAGAGAGGAAAACACUUCUGUGGAGAUUUGACCUCAGAAAAAACAGCUUCACAUCACAGAACCUUAACGCCCAGGGUCGACACGCAGAUACUCUCACCGGCGCUUUCAAGUCUCUGAAAUCCGAGGUUUCGCUGCAGCAGCUCAGAGUUUUAUCAGAUGUGAACCAAUGCCUUCAUACAGAGGAGGGACUUUAAUUAUCUUUUUGUUAUUUUUAAAAGGUCUUUUAGACAACCUCUAAAUAUUGGGCUCGGUGGUCUCUGCUUCCUGCCCCCAUUCUCUCUGUGCAGAGUUGAGGUUUUGAGGGGGGAGAGGAGGCGUUUAUUGUGAGUGGGUCCACUCUGAAGCACCUGGCCCAUUUAUUUCUUUCUUUAUUGAGGUUGAAAAAGUGACCCGGAAGACCGGGAAAUGAAAAAAAAAGCAAAUGGAGAAAGAGAACACAUGGGCGGAUGUUGUGGAGUGUCUUUCGCUUGUGAAUUUGUAAAUUUUUUUCCCUGUAUUGCUUGAGUGAAAACUGUUAUAUAUUUCAAUGUUUGUUUAUGUGACUCAUUGUUCUUGCUUUCUCUUGUACUGUUGCCAUAUUUUUUUUUAUUAUUUUUUAUUUUCCAUUUUGUUCAGUUUAUUCGGGAGAUUUCCUCAUAACUGUUACUAUUACUGUUGCAUUGUAAGUAUUUUUUUUUAUUUUAUUAUAUUUUUAUUUGGCAACAUUGGAGGCAAAAUAUGUGCACUACACAAAAGAAAAAAAAAUCAAAUUAUACAUCUAUAUACAUUUAAAUGGUAACAUGUAUAGGUAUACGUGUUAUGUACCAUGAUUGUAUUGUAUGAAUGUCUGCCGAUAUAAAUGGGAUAUUUUUGUCGAUGAAGAACAAGGUAAAAGUACAAAAAAUAGUAUUUGAAAUACAUAUUUUUAUAAAGAAACAAAAAAUAUAUUGAAUUUAAAGUACUCCCCUGUCCCAGAAAAUGAAGCACGAUGUCACUGUUGAUAUGUAUUUAUGUUUUACAAACAAUGUAAAAGCACUAUCCAAUUUACAUUUAUUGUAUGGUAAUAACAAUGAUGUUGAAAGGUUGUGAUUUAUGUUUGUGAGGCCUGUCCCAAAGCUACUGACCCCUUAAUGCCACCAGCGAGUGAAUGUCAACAGAUAUAUUUGUAAACUGGUUCAUUUAAAGGUCAAAGUUUCCACACAAAGUAUGCAUAUCUGUCCUGCAUAAUCUCUUAAACGUAUUAGUAGAAAUGUUUGUUUGAAGGAAAGCAUUUAGUCGCACUUGUUCUUAAAAAAAAGGUUUGAAAAAAUGUGAUUGUGUUUGCUAAAAAAAAGAGGCUUUAUUUUCAUCUAAUAAACCUGCUUAUUGAAAAACAAUGGCAAGAUUAAAGGGUUUCUGCAAAGUCCUAAAAGGUCAUUAAAAAUCCUAAGUUUAAUAUUUAUUGUUUAGGCCUUAAAAAGUCUUAAAUAUACACAGUUUUUUUUUCAGACUAGGUCUUAAAUUACAUUUAGUUUUGCCUUAAAUUUGUAUGUUUAUUCAUUUGUUGCUUCUUUUAUGCUGGCAACAUUCCUUUCUUCUAUUAAUUGUUGUUAUAAAACUACAAAUCCCAUAAUCCAUGGAAGCAGUAGGACUUGUUGAAAGAAAUUUAUUAUUCACUCAUUCAGCUUUCCCUGCUUCUGAAAGUGAAUUAUUGUAAGUUUAGGCAAAGAAAUUCAAAAUGUUCUAGUUAGGUUAGCCACUAUAUAAACAGAGAUUUCAAUAUGGCUAAAAUCUAUUGUCAGCUCCCGUUAUAACGUUUGCUAUAUAGACUAGUUAGGAGGGGAUAAAAUCACACCACUCACAUACCAGAGCCAAAGAAACUCUUAAUAUAAGUUUAUAAAGUUAGAUUUGUCUUGUUUAAGCUAUCAACUAAGUAGAGUUAAUAAAAUAAAAACAAUUAUUACAUUAUUUUUCAGAAUCAAUUCAGAUCCUACAUUUGGAUCAGCAUUGUCUUAAAAAUGUCUUAAAAUGUCAUACAUUUUGCUGAAACUUGCAGAAACCCUAAACAACUAACAUGAAUGUUUGCUCCAACUUGGCUUUCGGUGGCCAGAAAAGGGGAAGACCUCAUGGUUUUUUUUUUUUCUCUCAUCUUGACUAAGGACUCUGGAAAAAACCUGGAGAUGCCUUUUGUUGACUUCCCCCUAAAAAUGCAAAUGUGAUGAAAUGUACUGGUGUCAGAGUAAGCAUCAAACAUAUUCAAUAGUUCUCAUGUACAUAGGUUUUUCGUGGUGCUACUUAUGCUAUACGAGGCAGAUCAGAAAACAUUUAGUGGUGGAAAUGCUGCCAUUGCUUGAAGUGAAUGGGAAACCCUGCUAGUCUAAUGUUUUUAUUUAGACCGGAAACCAGUACUGGGAAUUUGCUUUAAAAGAGAACAAGUUCUAAGAGCCAAUAGUUUCUUAUCAACUGCCUGCUUCAUCUUUAAGUGUGAUAAACUGCUCUCUGAAGGUGCUUCACCUCAGCUAUGCCCCCGCCCAGUCACCACACGUGAUUUCAUCUGUCUGAGUUUGUUUUAAAUAUCUGUAAGUUUACAGUGGAAAAUUGCUUUGCCAGCCGAUUGGAAAUGCUGAUGUUAUAGAAGGAAAACAGAGUUUAUAGGCAGCUGAAUAAACCUGAGACAGAGAACCCGCCUGCAUCUAUAUGUACUGUAAUGCUACAACUGCAUUAAUUGAAAAAGAGCUUUCCUAUUUUUCUAUGAUGAGUUGAAUGUUGCUAUGUGUUUCUAUUUUUCCACAGUUCUCCGUACGCCGCUCGCAUUAUCCCUGGUAUGAAAUGCAAUACUUACAGUCUGAACAUAAUGUAGCAUAACCUGCAGUAAUUAGACUGACUGCUACUAUGUGUCAAGUGUGAUGAUGUAUUGCUUUACCUAUCAACUUUUGUUACAGUAUUAAAUAUGAAUAAGUUAAUAAAUAUUCAAAGUUACAUUUAUUUUGAGACAAUCUUGGUGAAAAAGAAAAAACUUGGAGAUAUGUAUAUAUUUUUGCAUUUAUUGAUGAUGAAUGGAGGGGAGAAACACUCCAACAUGUGGGAAAGCUUUUGUUAGAGUCUGUUUUUACUAUUUCUAUUUCUUUUUUAGGAGCAAAGGUUUACCAUUUAGUGCUUUCUGAACAUAUAGAAAUAAAAGCAAAUGUGAAAUAUUUUUGAAAUUAUGGCCAGAGAAGAUGAAAUUAAACAUGUUAUUUGAGGUGCAUGGAUAAAAGUAUAUCGGGGUUCAGGAGCGCACUCCAAAUUGAUUUGUUUGUUACUCCUGAAGCAGACCAGAAAUAUGUGACAUAUUUACAGUGUUUCCCUACCUGCUCCAGCCCUCUGACCCUCUGUGUGCAGACUUUAGCCUCUGGUCCUGUUUACCGGUCUGAAAAGUUUACAUCAUAAGGUUUUUCCUCUCUUCUUGAUUGUAAAAGCUGCGGGAGCUUUAACUUUUACUGAUGUUUUCACCACAUACCAUUUAAAAUUUGUUAAGAAAAACAUAAAUAAAGGUCAUAUUAUAAAGUGAA
Molecule: messenger RNA, 7450 nt
Organism: Girardinichthys multiradiatus
Lineage: Eukaryota; Metazoa; Chordata; Actinopteri; Cyprinodontiformes; Goodeidae
Gene: fosb
Product: FBJ murine osteosarcoma viral oncogene homolog B
Exons: 5
Coding region: 561-1775 (404 amino acids)
Biological process (GO): regulation of transcription by RNA polymerase II
Cellular component (GO): nucleus
Molecular function (GO): DNA-binding transcription factor activity, RNA polymerase II-specific; RNA polymerase II cis-regulatory region sequence-specific DNA binding
Source: RefSeq, a predicted model, not a curated record